AUGGAUUUAGUUUCAACGGCAAGCACUUGUCGUCGGCUAAAUGCACUCGCUUCUGACCGGAGCAUCUGGUCAGGACCUGUGAAUGUCAUCCUUGAUCGGUCGUCACACGACUACACAAAGACCCUUGCCAUGACACUGGCACGACGUAGCACCGAAACAUUUCACACCACCUGUGUCACCAUGGCUAUAGAACAGACACCGUCUGCUUCAGCCAUUGAGCUGUUGAAGAAUCUAUUCGAGCGGCAGCAGAAGAAGGACGAGCAUGAUUUGACAGACAUCAAUAUCUAUGUACCGUCUGCCAUGCAUAUGCCAGUACUAGAAAAUGCCCUGCUAUGCUACGAAGGAUUGACACGAAGCAUUACUCUCCGCGACGCUGCCAAUCAUAAUGGUGAUAACGGCGACCAAGACGGUCAAGACACCAGCAGCGAAGACAACAAUCAUGCUGAUAAUUGUUUCGCAGCCCUUCCGCCAUGCCUUGGAUCAUCUGUCCGCGAAUGGCUUACGAGAUCACGACAAACCUUGACAAAAAUCGAUUUGCCUUCAUGUCCGCUUGACUGGCUGCCAAGUGACUUGCCACAGCUCGAGUCCCUGACGAUCUUGGCUGCAGCAAGUCUAAAUGCACACCAAUUACGACAGGCACUUCCUCGUCUCAAGCACCUUACAAUCCACCUCGAGCACGCUGACCACUUCUCCUUUGUCAGGCCCCUCUUGACCAACAAACUGCUAUACCCCUGGAUCGAGUCGUUGGAAGUUAUCUGCCGCGACGACUUGAAGCUCUCGCUGGAUCAAAACGAGCUCACUGAGUGCCUAAUGACAAUCAAAGGCCUCUCCAGGGUCAAUGCGGGCUGGGACAUGGUUGCGGUCGAUGCACUCUGACGCAACAGCUGCUGCUUUUUAUUUAUUUACCAGUUACUGCAUGUUUUUCUUCUUUUUAAACGCAUACGCAUUUGAAGGACACACACAUAGCACUCACAUUAAUUACUUAAUGCGCCAAGUGCGUAGCAUGUAUAUAUGCCUGUAUCUGUGUAGAGGUUGUGGAUGUGUUUGGCCGUCCACAUGUCCAUAUACAUUCAGUUGGGCCGAGUUCCCUUUUCCCUCACCAUGCUCCCUUUCAACACUUACUCCAGGUGCAACCGCUGCCCACAAUCACUAAUUUUCUUCUCUACCGCGUCCCACUCCCCCUCACCUAACACUCCCACUGAAACCUUAUCCUUAUUAUCCCAUCAUGACAUGGUCCACUCUUGUAUUUAGC
Zychaea mexicana is the source of this 1252-nucleotide messenger RNA. RefSeq lists its product as uncharacterized. The coding region runs from base 1 to 876 and encodes 291 amino acids. The record is from RefSeq and is a predicted model, not a curated record. NCBI's taxonomy places the organism in Eukaryota, Fungi, Mucoromycota, Mucoromycetes, Mucorales, Lichtheimiaceae. The transcript has 2 exons.